AUGAAGUUCACAAGAUUUCCUCAGAAGGAACUCGUCCGUAAGAGUUUCUAUAAGUUGAAAGACACAGACCUGUCGAUCUCGGAGCAGUUCCCUAGAGGUAUCCAAGACAGGAGGAAAAAAAUAACUACCUGUUAUGAAGAAAGCAAAACUGAAAUAAGAAUUCAGAAUCAAAUAUUCGAUUCAAAGCCACAAGGAUCCCCGAAUACACCCGACGCAUGCGUGCAACUAAUUCCUCGCCACCCAAACCCAAUGUUCAUAAAUAACCCAUCAGCAUUCACAAUUUCGUUAUCAACAUCGUAUUACCGAUUUUGCGAUACACCCGAAAAAUGUGGUAGAAGCUACAUCGGCAUAUCAAUAAAUGGUCAGGGAGGACUGUUCCGUGGAUUUAUCAUCCAAGCUCGCACCGUAAAUGGAGGAAAAAGGUCAUGGGGUCAAUUCAUUCCGCUACAAACUGGAGACUCUAAGGUCAUUCAAUGUCAGAAUGGAUUGACCUUGACCCACACGGCUAACAAUGACAAAAACAUCGUCCGAUUUGCCUGGAUACCAGAACCUGGAAUGCGCGAGCAAGUUCAAUUUGUAGCUACUGUUGUUCAGAAUCUUCGAACCAUAUACCCCGGUGUCUAUUCAGCACAACUGCGCCCUAUUGGUGCACCCACCACAACAACCACAAUGUCCUUGACAUUAUCUCUGAGCUCCACAUCUGCCAAGCUGCCGAUUACAACAGUACCCCGCCCCACAACACCUAAACCGCUACUGACUACUAACACGCAAGCGCAAACUACCAGCACUGUAACAACUAGUAUCACAACUACUAAAUUUACUACCAAAAUUACUACAACGCCAUUUACUACUACAACAUACUCACCUGUGACGUCAACAGCAAAACCAGUGACGUCAUCUACUAAAUUAACCACUACUAGUUCCCAACCUUCACAAACAGAGAGAACAGAAGCACCUGGAAGCGCAUCAUUCAAAACAGCAGGAAUAAUUUCUCUCGUGACAUCGUGUUUACAUAAACAUAUUGUAACAGAAUGUGAGAAAAAAACAUCCCCAACAGGAUUUCAUUGUCCAGUCUGCCGGGACUUUGUUCCAGAUCCAACAAAGUUUGAGAAUCCCGAUAAAUGGGCAGAAUGUUUCCCCAAAAAUCGUGCUGUAGAGUUUUUCAUUGAUAGCGGUGGCAAAGCUGCCCUAAAACGCUGCAAACCAUGUCAAAACGACAACGAGGAAGAAGAAGCCAGUGAAGUGUGUAGGACUUGUAUGGAAUCGUUAUGUAAAAUGUGUGCGAAAUACCAUAAACGAGGAACGGUUACAAGAGACCAUGAUGUCUUCCCAGUACAUGAGUUCAAAAAAUUCCUUCAAGUUGAUCAACAAGAGAUGGUUUGUGAAAAGCAUGAUUCAAGACCUUUGGAUCUCUUUUGUUAUGAUCACAAAAGUCCUUGUUGUGUGGUUUGUAGCAUUAAUGAACACAGUCGAUGUCAAAAUAAAGACACGAUAGAAAAAGAGGCUCAGGUGAUAGAGGAAAAAGAAAGAAAUGAAUGUUUGAUGUCUGAAAUAGAUAAUAUUUCUCGGCAUCUACAGAAAUUCAAAAAACUUCAGGAAGAAAGUCGAACUAAGAUCGAAGAUAAGGCUGACGAAAUAACAGAGGAAACAAAGAAAAAACGACGUCAAAUAAUAGAAAAGUUGGAUAGCCUUGAAAAUGAUCAUCUAGAAGGGUUAGCAAAAGUGAUGAAAUCCGCAAGAAAAGCCAUGGACGAAAAUAUGGAAUUCAUUUCGGAUUUGCUUGAUUUCUCGAAUCACUGUAAAAAGACAUUACAAAGUGUACAGACCAAAAGACAUUGUUCAAGCAAAGUGUAUAGUUUUCAUCACGUAAGAAAACAAGUAAAACGACUUAAAAACACAAAGAUUUCAUUGAAGGAAAUUGACUUAUCUUUGAAAUUUUCAGAUAUUUUCCUAAAUUUCGACAAAAUAGAUCAAUUGGCAUCCUUAUCUCAACAUGAGAAAUCAAAGCGCCUUUCAAUUAAUAUGAUCCAGAAUAUUAGAAAAACAGAACUACAAAUGGUCCAAAAACAUGAAUUUGAGCGCACAGUUGGCUAUAUAUUUUUUACUUGCAUGUUAGAGUACGGCGAAUGUCUUGUAUUCUUCUACGAAAAAAAUGCAUGUGCCCGACUACAUGCAAGUAAGCGAAUCACCUGGAACAUAAGAAAUACCUGUUUCCCCUUGUAUGGUAUUCGUCUUAAAGAUAAUAUUUAUAUUGCUGGAAAAGAAAAAUUUAUAAAUGUUUUGGAUUUAUACGGUUCCCCAACAAACAAAACAAUUACAAUCACAGAGCGAUGCUAUGGUUUAUCCGUACACCAAGAUUCCUUAUUUAUAAUAUGCCCGGACUCAGUCAAACAAUUAGAUGCAGAGGGUGUUGUGAAGAAAACAAUACCUGUGCAAUUUCCUUCAAACUACCUGGUAUUUCUCUUUGAUGGAAACAUUGUUUACUUAAAACAAAACUCAAAUGCCAUAGGAAUUCUUCAACCAACAGCCAUCAACCAGGUAGGACAAGAACUUUGGGUUUAUAAACAUCCUGAACUAAGGCAUCCUAGUGGUUUGGCUAAGGAUUUUGCGGAAAACCUGUACAUUCCCUGCUUUGAAAGCAGCAUUCAUGUGAUUUCCAACGCCGGCUGUUUUUUGAAGAUCUUUAAAAACAUUGACCACCCAAGAACCAUAUCCUUUCGGAAAGACCGCUACGAAUUUAGUGUGGUGUCUGGAGAUAAUUCUGUCAUUGUAUUCCGUAUAUUGGAGAAGAAUAAAUAA
Molecule: messenger RNA, 2799 nt
Organism: Saccostrea echinata
Lineage: Eukaryota; Metazoa; Mollusca; Bivalvia; Ostreida; Ostreidae
Exons: 9
Coding region: 1-2799 (932 amino acids)
Molecular function (GO): zinc ion binding
Source: RefSeq, a predicted model, not a curated record